Messenger RNA from Cuscuta epithymum, 1353 nucleotides. The record is from the annotation of a GenBank genome assembly. NCBI's taxonomy places the organism in Eukaryota, Viridiplantae, Streptophyta, Magnoliopsida, Solanales, Convolvulaceae.
AAAAUUUUCAAUUUUGUUAGUGUAAAUUUUUUCAUUUUUACGUUUAGCCCACCCUCUAAUUUUCAAGCCCGGUAUAACUCCUAUUCAGCCCAGAGAAUCUCAAAUUCCUGGAUCAAACAAUAUUAUUGUGCACUAUUUUUAACGAUGUUUUUUUAAAUACAAUGAUUUUUUUUAACAUCGUACCCAACUUUGGGUUGCAAGAUCCACCACUUAUGAAGUUAAUUUGAAUCCAACGCUUGAAGACGAGUUUUAGAACUCCAUAAGCCUUGAUCUUCGCACUGAUGAGCCUCAGGCUAGAACAAUAACAGCAGACCGUUUUGGUAGCAGUCUUGAUAUGAAUCGUAAUUUGUGUUCUUGUAAUGGGUUAGUUCUUCUUGCGUUCGGAAAACACAUUAUCUUGUGGAACCCACUUAUGACACGGUCUACCAAAGUUCUUGAGCUUCAACGGCUCCAAAUGUUUAAGCCUGGAGGGCUUUGUUACGAUCCAUCCUCUAAAGAUUACAAGGUUGUUUUAUUACUUUUUCAGAUUUCUAUAAUUGACAACAUUGGUGUUCAGUAUGCCAUUUUUUCAGGCUUGAAAAACAAAGGGUGGCGAAAACUGUCCUUCCCUUUUAAAUUCUGUACAAGCCCAAGAGCAGGUGUCAACUUCAACAAUACUCUCCAUUGGAUAGUAAGACACGCAUUUAUGAGUCCUUCUUUUAGUCUAGUCGAUGUCGAUAUAGUGAUUUAUUAUGACCUGGUUGAUGAUGCUUUCGAACGAUUGCCCACCCCUAGACCGAAUAGUUCCGAAGAGGACAACUACAUAGAUGGUACACGAAUCAUAGAGGGAUGUUUCUGCUUGGGUCAAAGGAAUGAAGAGAGGAAAACCAUCCAAGUGUCAGUUAUGAAAGAAUAUGGGAACCCAGAGUCUUGGGUCACAAUCUUUUCCAUCUCCAUUUUGGGAUUUGGACUGUACUAUAUGCACAACCUCACAUUUUUUUCCCUAGAUAAAACCAGGACCGUAACCAUUAUGUGUAAAAAGUACAGGAGAAUAUAUGUUUAUGAUGUGGAAGAAGACAAAGUAGAAGAGAGGUUCAGUAUACCAGAAGAUGAAUAUGAUAAGGGCUUGGUUGGAAUGUGUUUCUAUGCUCAAAGUUUUGAAUUGCCAUAUGGAGUAAUCCGGAGGAAAGGUGAACGGCAUAAUGCAGGUUUAAUUUCGAUUAACACGUUUAGGAGUAUUUGAUUUGGGCCUUGUAUGAUUAAAAGAAUACAUUAAUUGUUCCUUUUAGCGAUAAGUAUUUGUAUAUCACAAGACUAACUGUUAGAUGCAUACUAGCUAAUUAAUUCAAGAACUGAGCAUUAUUUAUGGCUUGG